AUGUUAAAAUCUCAACUUGAGACGAAAAUAGACAUACAGAAAGAAACGAAUGGACCAAAAAAUACAGGAGGUGAUAUCUCUUACCUUGCAAUACACAUAUACUCACCAGAUAGAGAUAUUUCAGUUUCUGGACAGGCAAACGAAAACGUAGCAGCUGAUAACGUGGAAUUCAACUCCGACAUAACUAACAAGUCACGAUACAGUCGUGGAAAAUAUUCUUAUCAUGUGUUUAGGAGUUCGCUGAAAUCAGGCAAAUUUUGGUUGCGCAUUUUUCGACCAUGGAAGUGGCGGAAAAGGCAUCAUAGAGAACGGCUGCGACGAGUUGCAAGUGAUUAUAAACAAGAAAAUUCGCCACCUGCCGUCAUACGCACAUCUUUCAGCACUUUGGAAUCACUCUUCUCUGUUCCGGAUGUUGAUGAGACGUACAGGCCGACACAGUGGAGCUGUUUAAACUCGCCAACUCAAGAGCCCGUCCGAAUAAAUUUGGAUUCAUUAAAGGGAGGAAGCUCUGCUGAAAAUGUUCUUCGCUUGACUACUGAAGAAGUAGUAGUGCCACCAGUUCAAAAAGUUGUAAUCGUUGAGCACAGAGAUGCACUUGGUGCAAGUAAUUUAGCGAGUAUCAAAGCUGUGGAAACAGGUAUUGAUCAUUUUACGACAGAAAAUUUGGUAGAUUUUGAAGCCGCUUUCAUCACAGCUCAAGGCGGACAGUUUAAUCAAAAUAGAGAAAGCAUAAAUGGUGAGCAGCUUAACGAUCAGGAAUACGGUACUCUUCAACUGGAUCCUGGAGAAAUGAAAAGUAUAGUUGUUGAAGAAAUCAUAGCGAAAGAGCCUGAUCUGUCAGCGCGACCAAAUAAACCUGUGUUAAAGAAGCCUGGCGCACCUAGUAGAUUCAGGCUUGUAAAACGAAUACCGAAUCAAAAAAUGCGAUUGAGCGAAAGGAUUCCCGGAGCAAUAGAUAGUGAUGGUCCUGAACAGUCAUUGAGUUCUAAUGGGCUGAGGUUACCGUCCAGAUUAACUGAUGAUAGCGAUAGCGAUACAGACAUCCAAUAUCGUGAUGAAGAAUUAAAUAAACGUCAUGGUAUUGGUCAUAGUACGAAUCCAGCCAUUGCAAGUCGUAUUACGCCGUAUCCCUUAUCUAGUGAAGAUGAUGAAGAUGUUCCACUGACAAGUUUUGCAUUACGGGUAACCAGAAAGGAUACAUUUGCGAAGAUGUUAAAUGUGCCUGAUCCUAUCGAUGACAUUCCGAAUCAAACAUCCGAUGAUAGACGGCGACUGAUGCACAAAGCAAGUAUAAAGUUGGAAAGGAAGUUAAGUGAACGUCCUUCUAUUGAAGAACUGGAGCAACGUAAUAUUUUGAGAGCCAAAGACGCUUCGAUUUCUUCUAAAAUCGCUAUGGACGAAACACGCAAAGUCCUGCUGCGUAAGCUCAGUUUCCGCCCAACAAUACAAGAGCUGAAGGAUAAGCAGAUAAUCAAAUUCAACGAUUAUGUGGAAGUAACAGAAGCAGAAGCAUAUGAUCGAAAAGCAGACAAACCUUGGACAAGAUUGACUUCAAUUGAUAAGGCACUGAUCAGGAAGGAGCUGAAUGAUUUUAAGGCAACAGAGAUGGAUGUGCAUGAGGAAAGCCGAAUAUUUACACGGUUUCAUCGUCCGUAA
This is a messenger RNA of Acanthocheilonema viteae, 1656 nucleotides long. The record is from the annotation of a GenBank genome assembly. NCBI's taxonomy places the organism in Eukaryota, Metazoa, Nematoda, Chromadorea, Rhabditida, Onchocercidae.